AUGGCGGAUCUCCAGCAGGUAGGCAGUUAAUUGUUGGUUAGAAGUGUAAGAAGUAACAACUGAUGACAUACGUUGUGUUUAGUGGAGAAUGUUGUGUGACCGAUAUCAAGUGUCCAGAGCUUAUAUGGAAGACUCGAAUGCCAGAGUGUCGGUAUUCGCACCUGUUAAUGAUGUCUUCCUUUACAAUCCAGACCUGAGAGCCAUGGAUCAGAAGGAGACGCUGAGUCAUAUAAUAGAUACCCAGGUGGUGGAAAUCAGUGAGGGAAAGCGGUGGGAAAAACAAACUUUGAUCCGCAGUACUAUUAACAGUGGUUACGUUUAUAUUACGCAAUUUGAAAACAAUCCUGGAAACUUUGUAAGUGGAAUGAAGUCGAUCAUCAUUUACAUAUUUACUUGGUUAAUUCAAGCAACAUUUGCGGGCAGCUGAGUUUUGAAAACCAUCCGACGAUCAUAACCGGGGAAACAAAUGCCUUGUGUUUUAAAACUGAAGGCUAUUUGCUUCCGCGGGAGGUGAGCCUGGAUAACGCCGAUCACGUGUUCACCGUGCCGCAUUCGUUCGCUAAAGCAUCAUUAAUCUCACGAAUGCCACUGGUUCUAACCUACACAGUGGCUGUCUCCUAGCUUGUACAUGGGCGAGAAAAGGCUGCCCGGAAAUGUCGGUGUUGCCAGCAAAAAUUUUGCCCACAAAUUGGCUGCUCACAAGCGUCGCGACGCUGAAAUGGCCGGCGAAAACACUGGAUUAGCUUUUUGAGCGAUUUGAAAGAGUUGGGUGCUAAUCCAACUACUUGGCCAACCAUUUAUGCCUUUUUCUUUUUUUUAUUCAACUUUUUUUGGCUAGCCGUUAAUAAGACUUUUGUCCCAACACUUUUUGUCCCCAAUGAUUAUUUUUGAAAGUUAUUUGACCAGCUAGCCAAUGAGUUGAAAUCACAUCCAAAUUUUUUAAUGUCUAGCCAAAACCUAGAUUGGUUAGCGAAAGUGCCAGAAUAGCUGUGCAGCCUCGAAAAAAGCUAGUCAAAGGGUUGGAUCCAGGUUUUUACUAGCCAUUUUAAUAAUUUGGCUGUCAUUUGCAACUUUUUGACACCCAUUCCAACUUUUUUUUUGAGGCUAUCAAACGUCAUUCUGACAAUUUGGCAAGUUGAUCUAGAUCUUCGGCUAGCUGGUCAAAUAACUUUCAAAAAUAAUUAUUAGGGACAAAACUGUUCUGGGGACAAAAAAGUCCAAAAAAGUGGGGGCAAACCCGUCCUGGGGGCAAAACCGGGGCCCAAUCGUCACGGCCCUUAAGUUAGCAAAUUAUUUAAGACGGUGGGUCAUAAUCGCAGGGAGUCCUGUCAGUGUGUCUUAAAUUCCUUCCAUAGAUAUUUGCAGUCCUAUUUCGUCAAUGCGGGUCGCUUGUGCAAUCAUGAAGCAAAUCAGUGGGGUAUUAUCAGCGGGGAGCAAUAUCUCUACAAGAUAUGCACUCCCAUGGGCCACCGUCCAUACAUGGGGACAGCACUUUCGUUUAUCAGAGAUGAUGACAAUACCAUAUUUGUGGAUCGACAGUACGACAACCGUGAUAUCACGUAUGUAGCCGCAUUUUUAAACAGUCUUGCCCAUUAAAUAUCAGUCUGUCGGAAAAUAAUUUGGAUUCGUCGCGCCUUGAAAUCGCCCGUCAUCGCUCUACGACGGCUAGCCGCGGCUGGAGAUUUGGUGCGCGACUGCGACGAGGCGAGACAUUUUGUUGCGACAAAUCCACCUUAUUUUCCCGACGUACAGGAUAAACUAAAUAUUAUUUUUAAAGAGAACUCCGUGAUGUUCUGAAUCGGGUACCGGACAUUGCUUUGGUGAUAUUCGGGAGUUCCGCGUGGAAUGGCUUUCAUACCUUCUUCUUGCCGAGCAAUAAGGCCUUUGCCAAGGUCAUCGACCGGAAUAGAAUUGACCGAGAAGUCCUCUUGGCCCAUGUCACCGGUAUGAACAGAGUUCUGUUCACCUGGCCUUGGCUCUAUGAUGGGGGCGUCCACUUUUAUCCCUCUGUCAGAUUCUCCUCCAACAUCAUCGAGGACAAUUUUAAAGUAAAGCUGACUAUGAGGAAUAUAACUGAUCACAGAACCGGACGGUGGGAUCGUGAGUAACACUGAUUAGGAAAAAUGUAUUUCAGUAUAUGUGGUAUCCGAAGUGUACGAACGGUAUUCUCACUUCCGAAGAGGUGCCGUCUGGGCGAAGAUCUUGGUCCCAAACAUUCCGGUUCAGAACGGCGUCGCCCAUGUCAUUGACAAUGUUUUGGGGAUCGUCUCCAUGACAAUCGAUCAGAUGUUGAUGGAUAAUUAUCGUUGUACAACUCUGAUGAGAUACAUCAACACUAUCGGUCAGCUGGUCAGAAAUUAUUUUUCGGCCACGGGAGGUCUUGUCACCUUCUUUGCCCCUUGGAAUGAGGCGUUUGAAAGGAUCCCAGAGGCCAUCGAAAGGAGACUUCUGCGAGAUCGUAUCUGGCUAGAGCAAGUACUGAAGUUGCAUAUUGUACCAGCCAAAGAGUUGACAACCGAUGAGAUUACGAACGAAACCAUCGUAUCCACAAUCGAUAAUAUGCGGCAUCUCUACUUUAUACGGGGAGAAUGGCCCAAAAACAAUAUCAGUAAGUCUCAAAGAGAAAAUGAAAACCCAAAGAAGCACUUUCAACUGGUAGUAUGGGCAGAAAAAACUAUUUUUAUUAACAAGGGAAGCACUGCAAGUGCGACGCUCAUAUUUUGAUGAAACUUGGCACAAAUUUAGAACAAUUUUUUUCUAAGGUAUAUCCGAGUAUCCUAGCCCGCGCUUUGCAGAAACAAUCGAGAUUUUUAGAUUGAAAGUCGGCGAAAAUUUAGGACUUUUUGCCGAAUUUCGGCACAAAAAAUAUCAUGUCUAUUUCUACCGUAAAGGAUAAUGUUUCUACAAAAAAUCAAUUUUUUCCGCACGAAACUGCCAAAGUUACGACCAAAAAGCGUUUUUUUUUUCUGACCGCUCUCCACGUUUAGCGUGCUCUCUCGGCGGCAAAAACCGUUCGAUAUCUCGGCGGCGCCCGCAAAGCGCGAGGUAAAACUUUCAGGAAUUGAUACUUAGUCCAUACCCGACGUGUGCGCAAAAUUUAAAGAAAAUCUGAGUGUCGCACUUGGAGUACUUCCCCUGUAAGAAAAGAAGUAAAAAUCAGUGAAAACGAACAUGAUUUUCAAAAUCAGCACUACCGAAUUACUAUAGGGCUGCCCAAUAAAUAAUGUAUCUCUUUGAAAAAUUCACUUAUACGACAAGAUUUACCGUAGUAACAGCGAUCUACAGGGUGCGGCAAUUUUUCCGCAUCAGGACAAUUCCGGAAUUUGGACACUUCCGGAAUGGCGGAACAGUGACACUUCCGGAACCGGGGAAAAAUCAAAGAAGAGGCUUAGACCUGCCAUCUGAACCAUCUGACUGGAUUUAUUGUUAUUAAUCUCAAAAAUUUUGUUAUUUUUUUUUUAUUGUUACUUUUUUCUUAAAAGUAGUGUUAAAAAGUAAUUUUUCGAAUUUUUUCUAAAAAUACUCGAUUUAGGGGUUUUCGAGGUUGCUGAUUUCGAACAUCGGGUUCAUUUUUUCUGAACUUUACUAGUUUUCCUUAAGUAGUAGUGUUAAAAAGUAAUUUUUUGAAAUUUUUCUAAAAAUACUGGAUUUAGGGGUUUUCGAGGUUGCUUAUUUCGAAAAUCAUGUUUAUUUUUUCUGAUUGUUACUUUUUUCUUAUGUAGUAAUGUUAAAAAGUAAUUUUUUGAAAGUUUUCUAAAAAUACUGGAUUUACAAGGGAUCGGCAAAUAGUUGUAACCUGCUUUCUUAACGAAACCUAUAUAAUUUGAAAGAGCAUUAAAAAUAGUGCACAGCGCAAAAAAAAUAGCUGCCUAAAUUACCUUAGGGCAUAGAUACGACAGCUUUUUGAAAGGGGUUAUAUGCGGCCAAAACGCCGGUUCCUUAUAUUACAGUAAUCCUGGCGGUUUGAAAUCGUCUUUAUUAAUUUCCUGGUAUCCAAAAACGUCUAUCACGGUCGUUUUAUGGCUUUACCAAUCCUCGGUUAUAUGUUAUUAGACAUUACUGCUAGUUACAGUAAAUUGUAAAUAAAACUAGGUUAAAGGGAAAAUUGGAGCAAAAAGCUUUGGCAAUACAUUUAUAUGAUCGUCGUGGUCAUUCACAAACGAAAAUUUCAAAAUCGAAAAUUUCUUAUGUCCUAGCCUUACCAAUGGUUGGUCCAGUGUGUCAGCAAUAGUGUCUUUGGCCGAUUUUACAAUUUUAUCUUCGUAUUUUUUUGAUAAAAUGUAUAUUUAUAGGCCCUUGUAAGUUGAAUUAUCCUCCAGUAAUCAUAAUCGGUCAGGUUACUGGCACAACACCCUUGUAAUUAUACGAUAGUGACAUACCCACUCUCAUCACCAUCAAAUUUGUGGCCGUUUCAAAAAAAUUCAAAAACUCAGAAAAAUUGCGUAACCAUGGAUUUUGUCUGCGGAGGAACAAAAAUUAUUAAAAAAUGUCAACAUACCAUGGUUUUGGGGCAUAUAAGAGACGAAACGCAAAAUAUUUAGAGAGACCGGAUUCGAAACCAGGACUCGCUGCGCCGAAAGUGGGCUCACUACCACUCGGCCAACUGGACACAACUCUGUUGCCAUUCCGAGAGCUUAUAAAGCGAGGCGGAAAUUAGGCUAAAAUCUGUAUUUUGGCCAUAACUUUGUCCAAAGUGAAUUUAGGCAGCUAGUUCUUUUUGCGCUGUGAACUAUUUUUAAUCCUCUUUCAAAUGAUAUAGGCUUCGUUAAGAAAGCAGGUUACAACUAUUUGCCGAUCCCUUGUUAGGGGUUUUCGAGGUUGCUUAUUUCGAAAAUCAUGUUCAUUUUUUUAGUUUUUGACGGUUUUUAUAUAUUUGUUCGUAUUGUCCAUGACGAUUUUAUCUUGACUAGGACGAAUUCGGCGCCGUAAAAACUGUUGAGAUGUUGCAAAGAUAAUAUCACUGUGAAAGACAUAUAAUGACUGAAGAUUGAGAUCUCUGAAUUGUAAUUUUCGAAGGGGUCGGCCAUCGGAUUUUGACGAUCAGGCACGUCUGGCAGUCGUGGAAGACGACGAAAGAAGCUUGACAAAACACGACACGAAUGCUGGCUGACCCCUUCGCAAUGAAAACGAUUUUCGUAAUCAGCACCCUCGAUCGAGUAUUUUUAGAAAAAAUCCGAAAAAUUACUUUUUAACACUACUAGUUAAUCAAAAAAGUCAAAAUCAUAAAAAACGAGCAUCAUUUUCGAAAUCAGCAACCUCGAAAACCCCUAAAUCGAGUAUUUUUAGAAAAAAUUCGAUAAAUUACUUUUUAACACUACUCCUUAAGAAAAAAGUAACAAUAAAAAAAAAUAACAAAAUUUUUGAGAUUAGUAACAAUAAAUCCAGUCAGAUGGUUCAGAUGGCAGGUCUAAGCCUCUUCUUUGAUUUUUCCCCGGUUCCGGAAGUGUCACUGUUCCGCCAUUCCGGAAGUGUCCAAAUUCCGGAAUUGUCCUGAUGCGGAAAAAAGUAACAAUCAGAAAAAAUUAACAUCAUUUUCGAAAUCCCCGUCAUCGAUUACCUCUAUAUCCAACAUUUCUUACUCGGGGGUUCCUCUCAACAAGGGGUUCCUCUCGACGAGGGGUUCCUUUCGAUGGCAUUCCACACACAGUCUUAUUGACGAAAAAUGCUGAACAUUUUAUACCAAAAAUUGGAAACACAAAUUUUCUACCGUAAUCCGCUUAUUGAAACGCCGCACGAGUUCGAUUUCCCUUUUAGGCCGAAUCAACUUUUUUGCACCAAGACUGAUUUAUAACGUCUUAGAAACUCAAGAAACAUUAUUUCAAGCUAACAAGGAAAGUACCCGAAGUGCUACGCUCAGAUUUUUAUAACUUCCGAUUGAUUUUCACUCCUAAAACCCAAAAUUGGGCAGCUAACUUUUGCAUAUUCUUAAUCAGUACAAUUUCUCGGAUUUUUUGACACAUGUCCCGUCGAAAAGUAGGAGCCCCCAUAAAUGUACUUUCCUUGUCAAAAUUAUUUUUUUCAGCUUACUAUGUUGUGGGAGGAGGAGUUAAAACAGCCAUCCAAAUGGAUAACAUAGCGGCCACCAAUGGCAUCAUCCAUUACAUUGACCGAGUUUUGGGAGUCCCUUAUCAAUCUCUCUGGGAAAUUAUGAGAAAUGAAUCCAGGUUACAGUAAGCCCAAAUCCUUGAUACGCAGCUCUUCUAGAAUCAGCAAAAGUCAUCUGGAGAAUCUCCAGCUGAGAUAUUCCCUCGACCCUUGGCAAGUCCUGACUCCCGAGCAGAACUUUACGGUUUUUAUGCCAACAGAUGAAGCCUGGGAGAAGGUAGCACCCGCGUUGCGCAACAGGAUGACUGACGGGAACCAUUGGCAGGCCUUACAGUAUGUCUACAAAAGACAUCUAGUGCAAGGCCAAGCUCUCAUGUACACUGAUCUUAGGGAGAGGACUUAUAUCAUGAUGAAUGACGAGAAGGUUGUUAUUCGAAGGAGAGGCCGCUGUAAGCAUGUUUGGCUUUUCUGUGACUGCUAUCUUCAGCAAUACUUUGAAAAUUUUUUAGAUUUUGAAUUGUAUUGGCCCAGAGGAAAUCGCGUUGCUCGUGUAAUCGAAGGCGGCGAAAUUGCGGGGAUUAAUGGCUUCAUGCAUAUGAUAGACAACGUCCUCAUCUACGAACCCGAUCUCCGGGCAGCAACCGAAGCGAUGGCUCCCUUAAUGCUCAUUAACUCUAUUUCGUUGAUAUCUCUUUGGCUCUGCUGGAAGUGGAUGUUCGGAUAUCGCUUGGCAUUGUGGCUUUCACUGAUGCGAUAUACUCUUACAGUAGAAUUUUUAAUAUAG
Molecule: messenger RNA, 6829 nt
Organism: Bursaphelenchus xylophilus (pine wood nematode)
Lineage: Eukaryota; Metazoa; Nematoda; Chromadorea; Rhabditida; Aphelenchoididae
Source: the annotation of a GenBank genome assembly